CUUGAGUACCAACCAAUGGUUAGUCAAAAAUCUUUUUGGGUUUCUUUAAGGUUUUUUAUGAUGCCCUAGUUGAUUUAUGUGAUCCGAAUGUCUUUGAAGAAAGAUCAAGGAUACCUUAAAGAUACUCAAGAAGUAUUAUCUAUCUCAAAUGGGACUGAUUAUUUGGAGGGAGGGACUGAUUACUUGAUCACUCAACUAGCUUUAGACUUGGCUUGAG
This is a messenger RNA of Paramecium sonneborni, 217 nucleotides long. The record is from the annotation of a GenBank genome assembly. Lineage: Eukaryota; Ciliophora; Oligohymenophorea; Peniculida; Parameciidae.